Molecule: messenger RNA, 1077 nt
Organism: Mucor velutinosus
Lineage: Eukaryota; Fungi; Mucoromycota; Mucoromycetes; Mucorales; Mucoraceae
Exons: 2
Coding region: 1-1077 (358 amino acids)
Source: RefSeq, a predicted model, not a curated record
AUGUUGGAUAUCGCUUCAGAUCACUCGUUCUCUCUUGGCUACAGGUGGAAACCAUCAAAAUGUGCUGUACUUUGUGCUCCUACUGCCUCUACUCGUCAUCCAUUGUCUCUAUACGGUGAACCUCUUCCUGUGGUAGAGGAAUUCACGUAUCUUGGUAUGCCGUUUAGAUAUAAAGGUCUGUAUGCCCCUGGGAUUCUCAAUCUGCGUGCUUCUGGUGCUAUCAAGACAAUGGCAUUGUUAAAUUCGGUUGGUGUCAAUCGAAAUGGUUUUUCUCUGUUGCUUUGUGCUCGUUUGUAUAAAAGCUUUAUUCGUCCCAAACUGGAAUACGGCUUAGCUAUAUCUCAUCUCUCUUUCCGUGACUUCAAGGCUCUUGAUGCUCUGCAAAAUCGAUUGGUUGGUAUGUUUGUUGGUAGUACAUGGUACAAUGUUGCCAAACAUUUGACCUGUCUUCCCAGCAUGAAGCAUCGAUAUAACGUUCUGACAACACGUUAUGCCCUUCGUGCUGAUACUCUCCCUGAUGAUUGCUUGUUGGUUCUGCUUCGUCGUGGUUUACUGUACACUCGUCUAGACAGAUUUAUCUGUCAAAACCCGUUGUAUCUAACACUGCCUGAUCCGCCGCCAUUCACCACUGCUGGUCUUACUGAAGUCUUUGAUUCGUAUUGGCAAGAUCAAACUCUCCUUCGUGCUUGUCGUCCGUCUGUCUCUCGUCCAGAUCCCAUCCUGUAUCUGCCUAUUGGUCGAUCUGCUCGUAGUCGUCUUGUGCGGUGGCGUCUUGGACGUUUCACCAAUAUGCGUGAAGAAUGUCCGUGCACUACCGGUGAGUUUAUCUCCCGAGAUCACUUUCUGACAUGUCGUGCUCUGGAUCGUACCUUUUUUGAUGCUUUGCCACCUGCUCCACCUGGUGUACAUCGCAUUGACCAUGCUCUGAACUGUCUUCCAGACAAAGCUUCAGCUGGUCCACCGUACUUUUGGUCUGCUUUGCUCCUUUUGUUGCAUGCCAUUGAUUGCCUUGUGCAUCCUCUGGCUGUGAUCCCACCAGAUCCAGAUCCUGGAUCGCUCUGGUUUUCUGCUCAUUGA